This is a messenger RNA of Poecilia reticulata (guppy), 6573 nucleotides long. Lineage: Eukaryota; Metazoa; Chordata; Actinopteri; Cyprinodontiformes; Poeciliidae. The record is from RefSeq and is a predicted model, not a curated record.
GGACCACAUCUGCCAGAAGAUGGCAGCAACGGACGCACGCAGAAUGAACUAAAUAACCAGCUUUUGUUGGGAGAUGGGUAUAUUUAUUUAUAUAUGUGUUUGCGGCGAGAAGAAGCAGGAAAAAAAUCCCCAGAUAGAAGCGUAAACAAACAGGCUGGAAGAGUGCGGGACACAGACGGAAGUUUGACCGGAUUCAGCCGCGGGUAGAGGAGAGGAAACGCCGCGACGCUGAUCCAGGGCGUUGAUGUUAGGACAGACGGCCAACCGAGAGGCACCAUCCAGCAACUGAUGCAUUUCUGGAGUGGCGAAAGCUAACAGCUAGUCUAGAGAGGAGGUAAGCAGCUCCCUCACAACAUAACAUCCUAGAAAAGGAGAACAUAUUUACUUUUCUCAGGCAAUUGUUUUCCUCCAAAUUGUCUCAGGUGAUGUGGCAGAAAAAAACCCCGUUGGAUUAAAAACAGUAUUUAGCUCAUAGCUUCAAUACAUUUCUAAGUAGCAAAAUAGAAUCUGUUGAAGCAAACCCAGAAAUGUCAUGCUGUGAUUCACACAGAAUUUCAUCUUUUAAGCCUCCACUGCAUCAUUCUCAGCUCCAAAGCUGCAAACCCUGUGAGUCAGACCCUGCUGCUGGCGUUUGUACUUUAUGUCGCAUUCCAUGUUGCAGUCCAUAACUUUCCCAUGACAGCUAACAGGCUGCGUGAGUAUCGCACAGAUUUCAUGCCCUCAGAGCUCAGGCUGAAAAUGUAACCUACAUGAGGCAGAAAUGUUCAUAUGUGCAGCAGAACUUUUAUUGUCCUGUAUAGUAAGCCAAAAAAUGUGACGAUGUUCUAGUUUUUGUUAGCUUGUGUGUCUAAACAUUCAGGUAAAAGUAUUAGGUAAAAUUGGCUUUUUUGAGCUUCAUGUUACAAUGUUAUUCUCUCAUCACAAACACACCUGGAGUGUUGCUUUGAUUCUUUUAUGCAUGUUUUAGAAAUCCUUCAAUCUCCCRUGGCAACCAUUYAGGUGUGCAAAACACCUAGGGGCCUAGCCCCGCCUUCAAGGCGCAGCUCCUCCCCCACUCAACUCCUUCAGACUAGCCAACAGCAAUUAGCAAACACCAGGUUGAACUGUACAUCUGCUGAACUCGUUAUAGGAGCUACUUUUCAGUGAAACUCUGGUAAAAAUGUUGUGAAAGGGUUAAUAGAGGAGACAUGUUGUCAUAACUUCCUGAAUGCGGAGUUUCAGAAAGAGCAGGCACUUCUUAAAGAGACAGAGACCUUAAAUUUCAAGGCAUUGAAUUUCAAAGUCAGAUUUAUUUUAAGCUUUGUUUGAUAUAAAAUAUAAAUAUAAAAUGUUAAUAGUAUUUGCAAUGUUCUAUAUUUUAUCAUCUCACAGCCACAAACUUCAUUGUAUUUUACUGGAAAAUCUGAGAUGCAAUGUGAUGCCCACAACACUAGGUGGUGUAUGAUUAUGGAAGCAAAAGGACACGAAGUUUUAAAAAUUCCCUACAGAGAAAACCUACAAAUUCAAACUUACAUGUAGAUUCAUUGCCCCUGAGUCAUUAAUGUGCAUUAUUUAUUUCCUAUGUCUUCAUUUGGCUGCUUCUCAGAUUAAUGUUAUAUUUUUGAUCUGUUGAUGGCAUGAUUCCCUUUCUAAUGCCGCCCUGAGCAACCGCCCGUUUGGCUCAUACAAAAACCAAUCCUUGUUUUCUAAGUCAAACAAUAGUCAAGUUUGUGUGCAGUUUAUCCAUUUAUUGGAUAUUUGUUUCCUUAAGAAGGCCUUGACAAUUCAUUUCUUAUUCCAAAGCUGCCCUUUCAGAUUAAAGAAGCGGUGAUAAAUAAUUAAUAGCAAACACAGAUCUGUCUAUGCGUUGACAGUUGCUCUACUUCACUGCUGAACUACAGUCAGUAUCCGUGGUAUAAACACAAAGGAAACCCAUCAAGUCGACAACAUAAUGACCACUCCACUCCACCAGUGAUUCUUUCUCUAGAUCAGUAGGCUCAGGCCAUAUGUGUUGUUCUUUUUUUUUUUGUUUUGUUUUGUUUUGACAGGACGACUGGUGGAAGGAAUUCAAGCGAAGAGGAAGGCAGAUAUCCAGCUGGAGUUGGCCUCAGCGCCACAUUUAUGAACAUUUCAGCUUCCCUUUGUUCUUCUGGCCACCCAGGAGAGCCGGAGUAGGAUUAAAUACACACCCCGUCCACAGUGGAUCACUGGAGCGCCCCUUAACGCUGCCCCUCAUCCCCCCGUCCUCCCAUGGGCUGUACGGCAGAGUAAAUUUUCCAAAGUAAUUUCCUUAUCUCUGCUCUGAGGAAGUGUUCCGAUAAACUCAGAGCAGUUCAUGUUUUCCCAAGGGGGCUGAAACGAAGGGAACCUGCCUGGAACAGGUUCUCUCAGCAACUUUAGGAACUUUAAGGGUAAACUCUGGCCGCGUCGCGCAGGAUGGGAAACAAAAACGCCGUUCCACCCAGAGGUUCUGGAGGCGGGGUCACUGGGAAAGACGCAGCAUUGGUCAGCAGCGCUACAGGAGGCGUCGCCGCAGAUGAAGUUCAGAGCCCCAGUCUGGAGCUGCUGGCCUCGCUGCAGGCCCUGGGAGAAAAUGACGACUACACUCUGCUGCCGCAAUCCCUGCACCAGAUUGCAGAGACCUGCUCACUGAGGCAGGACUACCAGUGGGCCAUUCAGUUCCUACAGUUGGAGAAGCUCUACCAUGAACGUCUGCUCGCUAAUCUCACAACCUUGCAGGAAAAAUGGGAGGGUGAGUUUAAUGAGAAGGAGGACGGUGAGAGCCGGGUGCCUCGGGAAGAAGACAGCGUCAGCCAGAAACACAUUGAGAAGCUGAGCCACAUCUGCAGGACACACCACAGACCGUCCUUCAGCACGGACCAGAAAAACCUGAACGCAGCGUUUAUAAACACUCAGAUCAGGACGGAAGCUCUGCAGUCCUGUCAUGGUAAAGCCAACAAGCCUGAGUACACCCAGAGCAUGAUGUCCCAGUCAGACCUCUCCUCACUACUGAGGGAGGAAGAGGAAGACCGGCAGGACGAAGGGGAAGAGGCACUCGAGGAAGGGCAGGAAGUGGAAGCAGAGGAGCAGGACGUGGAAGCAGAGGAGCAUGCGGUGCACGGCGAGGACACACCGGAGGAAGAGGAGGUGAAGGUGGAGUGGCCGGCAGGAGUAGCGCAGGCGUCGGACAAAGACCUGGCCAAACUCUCAAUCGCUGAGGGCAGCUCCUCCCCGGACGGUCUGGUGUCCAUCCUAAAGAGGAGGCGAGCCUCGCUGGACGGACUUCCUCCCCCGAGUGCCCCCACCACUGUCGACAAACAGUCAUCCAAACGCAAAGUUCGCUUCAGCGAACCAGAGGACGGCGUGGACCAAGAUGAUGUCGGAGGAGACUCCUGUCUCAUUCUGCUGCUGCUGUGUCUGGUCACCGUGGUGAUCAGCAUAGGCGGGACUGCGUUCUACUGUACUCUGGUGGACACUUACUCCAACAUCUGCAYCGACUUCGCUCAGAACGUUGACUUCUACGUCACGAACAUGCGGGGUUUCCUGGAAGGACUCGGACAGUGGCUCCCCCUGCAAACUUAGGGCCAGCCGGGAUUCAAGGCUCUCUGGCCGUGAUUGAAAAGACUACUGGUUGCCGGCAGCGACUGGAAAACCUGACGGGACCUCCGGAAACAGCGACAAUCCCCGCUGCUGCUGCAGAGUCUGAAUCUCACUGUUGACUGGACAUGUAUGUACACAGUGCCUUGCAAAAGUAUUCACAACUGUGAACUUUUCCCGGUUUUUAUUGUGUUAUAGCUGCUAGCUUCAGAGACGUUUAGUGGGAUUUUAUGUGACAGACUUCAACACAGUGAAUAAUUGUAAGGUGGAAGAAAAAUGAAACAUUAUUUAAAAUAGUAUGUUUAUCUAGUUUGUAGUGCAAAUAUCUUUAUACACUUAAAAUAAGACAAAAAUAACUUACAUGUAACUUUUCAGCAAGAUAUAAAAAUGCGUUUUGAGUCAAUAAUUCCUUAAUAUUGAUUAUAAACUAGUUCCAAUGGCAGAUUAUUUCACUUAAUCUUAUUUCAAUAUUAAGGAAUUAUAGACUGAAAAGUUACUUUAGAAGCUUUUUUUGUCUCAUUUUUAAGUGUUCUAAGAUAUUUGCACUAGAAACUAUAAAAAAUACGUACUAACAAAAAAACAUUUGUAAAGCAUUUUUCUUCCACUUAAACAAUUACAUACCAAUUUGUAGGUUCGUCACGUACAUAACUAACAAAAUGCGUUGAGAUUCGUGGUUGUUUUGGAACAAAAUGCUGGAAAAGUUUCACAGUCAUCUUUUGCGAGGCACUGAAACCGAAUUGGUGCGCCAUCUGUCAAAACCGACCACUUCACCUCAGAAGAGAAACAUUUUAAUACACCGGUGUUGUAAAUAUUCUGUAACCAGGUUACGGACAGCCUCGGCUGUAUGUAGAUGACAGCAGAAGUCAUAGACGUGUCUUGUCUUUUCACCACAUACUUGCAGUAACUGUGUGACUUUAGCUUUAAAUGUUUUCUCAGAGAAGCUGCCUUGACGAUUUCUCAGUCAUUUUUAAAGGUUUAUUAUUUCUCCCACCAGAAUUACUUGUUUUUGUGUAAUUUUUAUCUUCAGCCUACCUCUCUCUGGAUCAUUUCCAUCUUUUCUACAUGAGAAAAGAAAGGAAAGCUGCAGAUUCUGUUCUUUUGGAUCAACUCUGACAGCAGCUACUGUUUUCUAAAUAACUUCAGAACUGCACACUUCCCUCAUCAAAGGUGCUUAGUUCUGACUUUACUCCUAAAAUCACAAUAUGCCCAGUUAAUUUUGCUAUAGGUAUAAAAAAAUACAGUACAAAAUAAUUCACCCCUUUAAAUUUUUCCACAUUUUAUGUCUUUUCCCCCCCAUUCUUCUUAGCAAAAUUUCUAAACACAGCUAGUCUGGAAAGAGUAAUAUUGGUUUUCACUUUGACUAGAUCAUCCUAACGUAUGAAGUUUUUACCUUGUAAUCAACUCUGAUGCUGAAGAAAAAAAAAAAUUCCCCCAGCAUGAUGCUGCCUCUAUCAUGUUUGACCGUGGGAGUGGUUCUUAUUUUCAAAACCCAUGUGUCUUUAUCUUUUCACUUCAUAAAAAUGCACUGCUUAGUGUUAGCCAUAGAGAAUUCCCAACAACACUGAGGUUUGUGUUUGCAGAGACGUUGCCUUCACCACUACUGGUUUGCACCAAUCAGAUGUGGAGACGUACUCUGUGUUAUUAUUUAAUGUUUUCAUAUUCAUCAUACAGCUAGUUCUGCAGCAGGAGUAAUGAUCACAUGUGAUUUUCUUCUUUUCAGUGUCCACACAGAUAAUCAACAAUAUUAAAUAAGCGAAGAUGGUACGGUAGCGUGCCGCACUUCUUAGCUUGUAGUGCAGCAGAUAAUUAAAUAUUUCAACAAAGUUGUUCACAUUUUCAAACAAGAACUUAACUUGGCACAGAUGUUCCUGUGGGGUUUGCUUUUUAAAAAAAAAAAAAAAAAAAGUUAGCCACUGAAAAAUUCUAGAUGGCAGCCAUUUUUAAGAUGGUCACCAUGGUUGUCAAGAAAAAUGUAUUUUUACACUAUAAAUUUGCCAAUAUUCGUUAGAAAUUAUUAUUUCUGGUGUCAAAUCAUUCAUCAUUGGACCAACUUGAUUUUUCAAGAUGGCGUCCAUGGUUGCCAUGGAAAAAAUAAUUUUUGCACCAAAAUCACGAAUCGGAUGAAUGUGUUUGCUGUCAAAGAAAAAGCUACAUAUUUUGAACAGUAGAAACCACAAAUCAUAUAAAUUUUCUUAAUUUUGUGUCUCGUUUUUCCUGUGGACAUUUUUCAAAAUGGCCACCAUGAUUAUAAUGGAGACUAUAUGUUUGUACUAAAAUCAGCAGUUAUUGCAAAUGGUGGGCACAACUGGCCAAAAUGUUCCACAUUUUGUUAGCAGAGCUAAAGCUAAACACACAAAAAAAUUAGAGGAAGCUAACGCUAACCAUCAGUCGAGUUGUUAACUGGAAGGAGAUGAAGGUGUGACACCAGCAGCAAAGUCUUCAGUUACAGUUUUAGCAUCUGAUUUUGCUACUUAUUGCUACAUUUAUGUUGUAUGGAUAUGAUGACCUUGUCCAGAAACAUUAUGUGACAUAAAGUUGAUCUAGGUCCUGAUAUUGGGUAGCAUUUUAUAGCAAUGACUGAUUUAAAAUGGUCAAAAAUGGCAGCCAUCUUGAUAAUGACCUUCAUCCUGAAAUUCACGUGACUACCGGGAAAUAUGAAACAUACCACCUGGGGGGGGGGGGGGGGGCUUGUACCUUUUUAAUCUUGAUUCCACACUAUAAAGAUUUUUUACAGCAAUAUGUUACUCUACUGUCAACAUGCAUUUUAUUAAAAUGAAUUGAACUUUGACUUCCGCACUUAAAAAAAGAUUUAUGUAAAGUAAGAUAUUUGAUUUUUGUGUCGUACCUUGUAUAUUUUUGUCUGAUCAUGUCCGAUGUACUAUAGUAUGGACACUGGGUUUUCAUCUCGUUUUUUAAAAAUGAGUUUUUAUCAAAUUUGUCCUGGUUUAACACAGCACAUCGCUUUAAAUGUAAAGCAUUAAAACAAAUAUGUGUUUA